Messenger RNA from Phytophthora nicotianae INRA-310, 288 nucleotides. RefSeq lists its product as hypothetical. Bases 1 to 288 code for a protein of 95 amino acids. The transcript has a single exon. NCBI's taxonomy places the organism in Eukaryota, Oomycota, Peronosporomycetes, Peronosporales, Peronosporaceae. The record is from RefSeq and is a predicted model, not a curated record.
AUGGCGACGAUACCUGCAGCUGACCAACAUCAGCGGUCGGACAAGCUGUCUGCCUGCUCACACUCAGGUGGGAGUGUGGCUGUCAGGCGAUCGGGUGCCGAGACGUCAAGGCUUCGUCACCGUUGGAUCACGUCGGUACAUAGAGUGGCAAAACUUGGUGCUACAAGCAACCACGGACACGGUGAGCGAAGAAGAGGUGCCGACUGUAGAGCCGGCAGGACCCAUGGUCGAUCACCCGCAGUACGAUCCGCCGAAGAACAUCCUGAAGCGCCCCGCGGCAGUCAGUAA